UAUCGUUCGUGCUAAUUAGCCGCACCACCGCACGUACAGCGUAUACACAUCAGAUUUUGAACGCCCUCGGUAAAAACACGUACAAGAAAUGACACUGCAUAGUACUGCUCGAAAAUAAGCUAGAAAUUUCAGGCGUGUACGUCUACUUGACUAUGUACAUUGCACACUGGCGCUAGCUAGCCCUGAUCGGAAUUUGGGAUAUUACUACCGGUAUAUACCAGCGGAGUUGAUGUUCGUCCUUUAUGUAACUGUUCUUCAGAAAUAAACAGUUUUGUUUCUUUCCCAUUCCUGGUAGGAUGUUGUGAUGGUACCAGUGACUCUUGUUGAUUGGUUGUGAAUGAUCUAACUAGAUGCCCAUGAUGGGGAAGAAUUCAAAUUGCAGGAGAAUAUGUCUGUUCGACAUGGAUGGGACCAUAACAAACACAAGAAGGACAAUCGAACCCGAGAUGAUCGACGUCCUGUUAAAGCUACAGACUCAUGUUCCCAUCGGUCUGAUCACGGGCUCAGACAUCAAGAGCGUCGAGAACCAACUCGGACACGAUCUCCACCAGAUGUUCGAUUACGUGUUCGUAGAGAACGGCAUGGUAGCAUAUCAGAAGGGACAGGUGUUUGCUAAGAAGAUUAUAUCAGAGCAAAUCGGAGAGGAAAAGUUACAAGAAGUUAUCAAUUUUGUACUGCACUAUUUGGCUGAUUUACAUCUUCCGAUCAAAAGAGGAUGUUUUGUGGAAUGUCGUACCGGUAUGAUCAAUAUAUGUCCUAUGGGACGAUGUAACUCAACUCUGGAAGACAGAAGAAUCUUCUGUGAAUAUGACAAGAAACACAAAGUCAGAGAAAAGAUGGUCAAAACACUCCGAGAAAGGUUUUCUUCCAGCGGACUCAAAUUUUCAAUAGGAGGACAAACAAGCUUUGACGUGUAUCCGAUGGGAUGGGAUAAGACAUUCUGUUUGCAAUAUUUGGAUCAGGAAUAUAAAGAAAUAUACUUCUUCGGCGACAGGACAUCACAGGACGGUAACGACUACGAGAUCUUUCAUGAUAGCAGGACUAUCAGCCACACUGUAACUAGCCCAGAACACACCAAGCAACUCUUACAACAACUCUUCUUCAACCAACCACCAAACACUGACUCGUGAGUGUCAUGUUAGUGACUUCUAAAGCUACAGUACUCUUCUUUCUUAGAACAAGCACCAGACUUGCCAGUGUCUGAAUCAUAACACUUCCAGUGUCUGUGGUCUGGAUCAAAGACGUUACCAUCAAUCAUAGGGUAUAUAGUUCCAAACACCAUUCCCUUAGAGAAGGGGCCACUCUAAACACUAACUAAAAUGUUGGAUCACCAUUUUAAAGGGUCAAGGAGUAAACACUUUUUUCAAUGUAAGAUUAACAAUUUUAACACGCAUGUUCAAAGUGUUCAUGUACUAUUUACAAAUACGUGGUCACUCUUUGACCCUUUGUAGUCCCCAGCUCAUUUAAUCACCCGGAUCUUGGUUAGUUAAGAGUCGGUGUUAGAAUCAGAAAAAGUGAUUUUCGCCACACUGUAACCAGCCAUUAGUACACCAUUAGAAACCUUUUGAAAGUAUGUUAAGGAAAUGCUUGUGUCAGUGUUAUCAUUUAUGCCAGUACUGUUCAGAGAUCAUAAUGGUUACCGGUCCCAAACACCAGAGACAGAGUCCCUGGAUAGCAUCGCUGGUGUUCGUGUUAUAGUCUUGAGUACUUGUGUGAUAAACUGUCCCAAGUACAAUAAACACCUUUUCGUUGAUUAGCACCAACUCUACGCCCCUGAGAUCUAGCACCGGAAUAGCAAUUCUGCGCUUAUCAUAUAAAUGUGGAUUUCUUUUGAAACCGUUUAUACCUCCAUGCCUCCAUGGACAUAGUAAGAUGAAAACAUUAUAAUCAUUUUGUCAUUGUUACACAGCCGUGAAAAAUAGUUUGUAAAUGAAAAAAAGGACACUGAUGUACAUAUUGAUUUUAAACUGAAUGUAGACCUUUAUUCAUAAAAUGUAUAAUAACAACUGACUAAAAGAGGUUUAUUGCAAGAAAUGUAUUAUGUAUAUGUAGUUUAUGUGUAUAUUUUAUUUUAACUAAACAAAUCAAUCGGUCAGCUCUGUCUCCAUAUGAACCAAUGUGAUGAAACCUAGAUGAAAAGCAGAAGCCUAACGGUCGGACAAUGAUUUUGGCUCAUUAUUAUAUAAUAUUCUAGAUUGUCACAAAUAUCCUUUUUUAUUCAGUUAUUCAUUUAUUGCAAUUCUUUGGGGCUAGAUUGCACGUGAUUUUUAUGUAAAAUGUUUAAGCCUUACAAUGAAAUUACAAUCUAGUAUUUUGUAUUUUUACAAUCAAAGCGUGAUAAUCACGGUAGGAAGUGCUGAACAUAAUAAUUUAUUACGACAUGUCAUGAAAGUAAUAAUUAUUUGGCCUUCGAUCAGCCAACCUGAUUACAGUAGACAGAGAGUUAAAAAAUGAAACAUUUUCUCUUUGUUUUUCUAUAUUUUACCAUGAUUACAACUUACUGUUCAUUGUAUUCUAUCAUUUUAUCAUAAAGAGUGACCAAAAGAUAAUGACUACAUAUUUUUUAAUGAUCUGAUUUGCUAAAAUCAUGUG
Strongylocentrotus purpuratus (purple sea urchin) is the source of this 2592-nucleotide messenger RNA. Its product is annotated as phosphomannomutase. Bases 351 to 1130 code for a protein of 259 amino acids. NCBI's taxonomy places the organism in Eukaryota, Metazoa, Echinodermata, Echinoidea, Camarodonta, Strongylocentrotidae. Gene Ontology annotation, biological process: mannose metabolic process; GDP-mannose biosynthetic process; protein N-linked glycosylation. Gene Ontology annotation, molecular function: phosphomannomutase activity. The record is from RefSeq and is a predicted model, not a curated record. The transcript is spliced from 7 exons. Gene Ontology annotation, cellular component: cytosol.